Messenger RNA from Rodentolepis nana, 567 nucleotides. The record is from the annotation of a GenBank genome assembly. NCBI's taxonomy places the organism in Eukaryota, Metazoa, Platyhelminthes, Cestoda, Cyclophyllidea, Hymenolepididae.
CGUAUUCUGGUUACUACGGACGUAUGGGCUCGUGGUAUUGAUGUUCAGACUGUUGGUCUGGUUGUCAAUUACGAUCUCCCUCAAACCGCCGCUGUCUAUCUUCAUCGAAUCGGUCGUUCUGGGCGUUUUGGACGUCGUGGUUUGGCCAUCAGUUUUGUCGGCGGACAUUCUUCCAACGGUGAUAUCAAACACCUCGGCACUAUCGCUAAGACAUACAGCAUUACAAUUGGUCCAGUACCAGCAAAUCUUGGUGAUUUGACGAACUUGUAUACCUCUAAUCCACUAUCUCAAGUUAGUUCUACUCAAGCGAAGAAGGAGGAUGAUUAUGGGGUGGAAGACCUUUCAAGGCACUCAGAAAAUUCUAAAAAGAAAAAUAGGAAGAAGAAGACGAAGAAGCAAGCAACGGUUGAGUUGGAAAAGCAACCCACAAAGCCUGCUCCAGAAUUGAAUCUUAGAGAAGGAGGUAUUUCCGCUUCGAAGAAGAGGAAAUUGAAGCUGAAGAAGAAUAAAAGAAGGCGACAAAAGUUGACUGCAAAGAAACGUGUUGGCGAAAGCAUGACUACUUAG